UUCGCAUGCCUCUCGUGAAAGCGACGUGAAACCUGAAAAGCAUCUGAAUUACAGUUAUUAACUUGAUAGUUACCUACUUUACUGACUUAGUUCAGCCCAAAUCCACACGUAUCCGAGUUAAGAAUAAGUAAAGUUGGCGGUGUACGAAUAGUCGCGCUAUUUUUUGUUUUUUACUUGGUUGUGUCUUACUUUGAACCCGGAGUAUUGUGGACUCCUGACACACACACUUCAACAUGUCUUCUGCAGAAUCCGCGGAGGAUGAGAACACCUUCAAGAUCCUGUUGGCAACUGAUAUCCACCUGGGCUUCCUGGAGAAAGACCCAAUCAGAGGGGACGACACCUUCAACACCUUCAAUGAGAUCAUGAGCUACGCCCAACAACACCAGGUGGACUUGGUGUUGUUGGGGGGAGAUCUGUUCCAUGAGAAUAAGCCUUCACGCAAGUCCCUUCACUGCUGCAUGGAGACGCUGAGGAGAUACUGCAUGGGUGACCAGCCAAUCGGGUUCCAGAUCCUCAGCGACCAGGCCGUCAACUUUGGAAACAGCAAGUUUCCCUGGGUGAACUAUCAGGAUGAGAACCUCAACAUCUCCAUCCCCGUCUUCAGCGUUCACGGAAACCAUGACGACCCUACAGGGGUGGAUGGCCUGUGUGCUCUUGACGUGUUGAGCGUCGCUGGGCUAGUGAAUCACUUUGGGCGGAGUCAGUCUGUGGAGCGAAUCGAGAUCAGCCCCGUGCUGCUGCAGAAGGGCUCCACCCGCAUCGCUCUCUACGGCAUCGGGUCCAUUCCUGAUGAGCGUCUCUACAGGAUGUUCCUAAGCAACCAGGUGUGCAUGCUGCGGCCAAGAGAGGACGAGGGCCAGUGGUUCAACAUGUUUGUCAUCCACCAGAACCGGAGUAAGCAUGGUGCGACCAACUACAUCCCGGAGGCCUUCCUGGAUGACUUCCUGGACUUGGUGGUGUGGGGCCACGAGCACGAGAACCGCCUGGAACCAGAACGCAACGAGCAGCAGCUGUUCUACGUCACGCAGCCAGGAAGCAGCGUCGUGACAUCACUGUCGCCGGGAGAAGCCGUACCCAAGUGUGUAGGGCUGCUUCGUGUGAACGGCCGUAAGAUGAAGCUCCAGAAGAUUCCGCUGCAGACGUCUCGGCGUCUCUACAUGCAGGACGUGUGUCUGUCCGAACUCACAGAACUCUUCACCCCACACACACCCAACGUCACACAGCGCACCAUGGCCUACUGUCAAGAAAAGGUGGAGGAGAUGCUGGAUGAAGCGGAGCAGGAGCGGGUUGGGAAUCCACAGAUGCCAGAGAAACCCCUGAUACGCCUACGGGUGGACUACAGUGGAGGGUUUGAGAUGUUCAAUUCGUCGCGUUUCAGCCAGAAGUUUGUGGAGCGCGUUGCCAACCCCAAAGACAUCAUACACUUCAUCAGAACAAAACAACGCCGAGAAGAAAACAAGGAUGAGCUGGAGGAGGAGCUGGACUUUGAGGCGCUCAUGAGCAGGGCGUCCGACCAGCUGAGUCUCCGGGUGGAGGAUCUCGUCAACCAGUACUUCCAGUCCUCAGAGAAGGGUCUGUCUCUGCUGUCGGAGCAGGCUAUGGGCAAGGCAGUGCAGGAGUACGUGGACAAAGACGAGCGCUACGCCAUCGAGGAGAUGAUCAAGUUCCAGCUGGAGAAGAGCCAGCAGCACCUACGACAGAGAGCAGUCGAACCCACAGCAGAACACAUAGACCAGGAGAUCAACCGUUUCAGAGACACUAAGAAGAAUACAACAGAGGUGGAAGACGAUUUACAAGAGGUGAUGAGUAGGGCCAAGGCUCUGCGGACUCAGAAUGCUGACGACGAUAUGGACGAGGACGCCGGCCAAUCAGACGAGGCUCCUAAAGACGUUGCCAUGGAUUCAGAUGAGGAGGCCUCCACUGCCCCGCCCACUCGGGGAAGGGGACGGGGCUCCCGAGGAGGCAGAGGAACCGGAACCAGGGCGAGAGGGAGAGGGAGAGGCGCCACAGGUCGUGGUCGAGGACAGAAUGCACCUAUUCAAAGUCCCGUCAAGACCAAGCACAUCAUGGAUGCUUUCCAGAAACCCUCAAGAGCUGCAGCUGCUAAACGUGAUGAGGUAAUCAUUGAUGAUGAUUCUGAUGAAGAGGUCUCCUUUGUGUCAUCCAAAUCAAAAAGGACAACAUCUGUGACAUCAUCACGAGGGCGGAGCAGCUCACAGAGUCAAUCUCAGAGAGGAAUCAACUUUGAUGAUGAUGAUGAGGAGGAGUUUGACCCGUUUAAGAGCAGCAGCAGGCGUGGACGCAGAUGACGACCUGCAAGGAUUUCUGCUGACGACACGCACCUCAGGAUGUGCAUGUGUGUGUGUGUUCUUGUUCUAUGUAUUUUUCUGUAUUCAUACUGUAUGUGUGUUCAGACAUCCAUCCACUCCAAAUAAACAUGAGAAGCAUA
This is a messenger RNA of Engraulis encrasicolus (European anchovy), 2449 nucleotides long. RefSeq names its product MRE11 homolog A, double strand break repair nuclease (gene mre11a). Gene Ontology annotation, biological process: double-strand break repair via homologous recombination; mitochondrial double-strand break repair via homologous recombination; telomere maintenance. The record is from RefSeq and is a predicted model, not a curated record. Gene Ontology annotation, molecular function: single-stranded DNA endonuclease activity; manganese ion binding; 3'-5'-DNA exonuclease activity. NCBI's taxonomy places the organism in Eukaryota, Metazoa, Chordata, Actinopteri, Clupeiformes, Engraulidae. The transcript has 19 exons. Gene Ontology annotation, cellular component: site of double-strand break; nucleus; Mre11 complex. Bases 234 to 2309 code for a protein of 691 amino acids.